AUGGUAACAAUGUUCUUUGGACCUCUCAAAGCUGGCUUCGAGCUACUUUGUGGUGACGAGGAAGGAGCAUCAAGAACAAUGAAUGAAUUCACCCAAACAAACCCAAUUGUAAUGCCCUGUCGUCUUCUAGGUGCUGCGAUUUGCAAUGAUCCAGAUGACUGUGAAGAAACAUUGAAAGCAUUCGGCAAAAGUAUGGGAAAUAUGGCAUGUUCAACACCUUUAGUUGGUCAUGCAAUAAGUGCUGGUUAUGCGAUUGCCGGCAAAGAAGAACAAGCUGAAAAAAUCUUUUUACAAGCUUCAAGAACAACUGUAGUGGCAGGUGCUGGAAUAGUAGGAUCUAUUGCUGGUCCAGCAGGAGCGGCAGCUGCAGCAAUUGAAGCUGGGACAAUAUGGGAUAUGACGGAAUCUCAUGCGACUGGUAAAGCAAAAGGAAUAAUGACUGUUGUUGAAGCUAUUAGAGAUGAUAAAGAACUACGUCCUGGCGAAGUAUUUGAUUCACUUAUGACACCUGUUGGUGAUGCAAUAACAGGAGUAGCUGCUGCAAAAACUUAUGACAAAAUAAUGGAUGCACGAAAAAAAAAUCAAAUGAGACAGCAAGUUCAAAGUGAAAAUAAUGUUAAGACUGAACAAAUCAACAAUUUAGAGAAGAAAAUAGCCGAUCAAGGUGUGGAUAAUUCCAAAAAGCUAGCCAAUGAUAUGUCAAAAAAAGCAGAUAUUUUACGAGAACAGGUCGCUGAAAAUGAAUCCAAAUUGCUCGAAAUUCAGAGGCGUCAACGUUGCAGAAUUCGUAAUCCAAAUGAACAUGUUAAUGGACAUGUUUCUGUAACAAUAAUUGAUGAAUAUGAAAACGAAUCUACUGGCUACAGUAAAAGACUAACAGAUGCAAGUGAAACGACAAGAUUUGACAGAGGACCAACAUCACGAUUAGAACAGGCACAAUCCUCUGUCACACGGAUACAAGGAAAACCACCUUUGAAUAUAUGUGGCGAACAUAUGGCCUAUCAAGGUCUUUCUUCUGAUCCAGUUAUCACUUAUGCACUUCAAAUUAAAGAUGGUGUUGUUCAAUGUGUCGACCGUUGUGCCAACUGUGCACAAUAUGAUCUUGGAAAUGUAAUUACUGAUUCUAUAAAUGGCACACCGGUUCCUUUUUCACUUAGUGAACUACCUUCUCCCGGUUCUUAUAUUGGAGCCGUUGUCACUGGAACGAUGACUGUGGCCGUAUCACAGAGAAGAAAUGGCCCAGGUCGGUCGUGA
Rotaria sordida is the source of this 1254-nucleotide messenger RNA. The record is from the annotation of a GenBank genome assembly. Lineage: Eukaryota; Metazoa; Rotifera; Eurotatoria; Philodinida; Philodinidae.